AUGGACCGGCCACAUGGCCAUGACCCAGGGGGUGGUUCAACCCAUCCCCAACCGCCUGAAAAGGAAGUUACAAUUAGCAAAGGAACGCCGACCAUUGGCGACUGUCAUACCAAGAAGCCAAAAUUCAAGGGCAUCUCCCCGGUCGGUAAGGACAAUCCAGCUGCACCCACGGAACGCAUGGAAUCUGAAGUACAACAUCAUGAUGCACAGAAUGAAAACCCCCAGGUCCAACAACAGAAACCACACCCCAUGAAUUUCAAGGAAAAACUGUUUAGGGGAAAGAGGCCGAUUAUCCAACACUUAUUUGGAGCAGAUGAGGUGAUUGAUAACCUUGAAGAAGGGGUAAUCCUUAACAGGGUUGGCCCCAUACCGAAGGCCUUUGUUCACCAAAGGGUGGAGGACAAGCUCGCAGCAAAGUGGAAGAAUGUGAUCAUUGUGAAGCUAAUGGGGGGAACAAUCACACUUGCACAGCUGCAGUACCGCCUGGAACGAAUGUGGACUAAUACUAAGGGCUUUGUGAUUGCCGAUAUGGACAGAGACUAUUUCUCUGUGACUUUUGCUGACCCAGAAGACGUUCAGAUGGUCCUAACCAAAGGCCCGUGGUUGAUUGGCGAAUCCUAUCUAUUUACACAACGAUGGGAUAACACCUUUAAUGCCGAAUUGCAUAAGAGGGGACCAAAUUGGACCGCUGGACAAACCAGGAAUGCCUCAAGAGCUGGGAUAAAUGGGUCCCGGUUCACUGCACUAGGAGACUUGCCGAAUGACGAGGAAUCUACUGAAAUUCCGGCUGCGUAUCCACCUUUAACAGCAGAGAAUCAAAGAAGGAAGGAAUUUGUCAUUUCAACUGUGGGCGUGGGCCAGAGGAGAGAAAGGCCACAAGGGAGACCAAGUAGAACAAACGCAUGGAAGGAGCUGGCUUCCUUGGACCUGGACAGACAAUCAAGUGACAAACAGCCCAAGGAAAAGGAGCCCAAAGAAAAGAAGCAACAAGCAGCUCAAGCAAUUAUGGGCCACAAAGGGGAACAACCGAAGCCCAAUGAAAUAACUGGGCUAGCUGAAACAUCAUGCAAAAAUAAGAGACUCAAUGAAAAGGAGAAUAUCAGCAGAGUACCCAGUGAGGACCGGUCAAAUGACGAAAACCAAGUCUCGGGAUCGGGGGACCAAAAUAUGGGGCGUACGGCGGCACUGACGGAGAGCUUCCCAAAUGCGAUGGAAAUUGGAGCUGGGGGCGACGAAUUAGAGGAAAUGACAACGGAGGAGAACCAUACUCAAUCGGGGGAGCUAAAUCCAUCUCCAAUUAGAAGUCACAGCUUGGGGGCAGAGAUGAUGGACAAAGAGGAGGUGUUCCAAAUGUCCCAAUCAUCCAAAGGUAGCGGAAUGGAGGAGGAAGGAGUUCUGGGGACUAUCGGGGCUGCUUCUGAGCCCCUUCGACAAGCUUUUGAUGAUUUUGUUAGUCAAUACAAGCCAGAUGUUGCUGCUGUUUUUGAACCUAGGAUAGGAGGAUUGGAUGCCGAUUCUUUCAUAAAAAGAAGUAAAUUUGACAGGUCCUUCAGAGUGGAGGCGGUGGGUUUUACUGGUGGUAUCUGGGUAAUGUGGACAGAGGGGAUACAAGUAGAGGUCCUAGCCUGCCACAAACAGUUUGUCCAUACCAAAGUGUAUAGCCCGGUGAAGGAGUUUUUUAUUAUCUUUGUUUAUGGCAGUCCUAUACCAGGACUACGAAGAGAGUUGUGGGGGGAGUUAACUGUAUUAUCCAGGGGUUUGAAUGGGCCUUGGUUAAUUGGGGGGGGAGGGGACUUCAAUAGUAUUCUCUUUGAAUCUGAAAGUAAAGGAGGUACAAGGCGAUCGGGGAUAACGAGUGCAUCGUUCGCCGAUUGGAUUAGUGAGAACCAGCUAUGGGAAGUAAGAACGGAUGGAGUCAAGUUUACUUGGAGGAGGGGGAGAUUGCAGAGAAGGCUGGAUCGUUUCUUGUGCAACGAUAAAUGGUGUGGGCACAUGGUUGAUGCAAACCAGACGCGGAGACCUUUUCGCUUCCUUGCUGCAUGGCUCACACAUGAAAAGUUUGACGACAUGGUAAGGACAGCAUGGAACAAUGGUCUGGAGUAUGGGCCUGCGGUUGAUCUUUUUCAGCAGAAUGCACAACAGUGGAACAGGGAGGUGUUCGGGAACAUCUUUCAAAGGAAGCAAAGAGCCAUGGGGAGGUUAAUGGGCAUCCAGCGAGCUAGGGAAACGUCUGAAUCCCAAUUCCUUGACCAACUGGAAUCCGAAUUACAGGCGGAAUUGAAUUUGAUUCUCCAACAAGAGGAAUCGCUGUUGAUACAGAAAUCGACGAGAGCUUGGAACUUGGAGGGAGACAAGAAUACGACGUUUUACCACAAUUACGCCAAAGGGAGGAAAAGGAGGAACAAGGUGGUGACACUGCAGGAUGAUGGAGGUGAAUUGGUGGACGAUCAGGGUAGGCUAAGGGAGAUGGUUUUGUCCUUUUUCAAAACUCUGUAUUCAGCCAGAAUGGAACCCUUUAUUCCCUAUCCUGUUACAAAUUGUUUCCCAGUCAUAGAGCCAGAAAAAUUACAGAGGUUGGGAAUGGCGGUGGGUGAACCUGAAAUCCUGGGGGCUUUGAAGGAGAUGGCCCUUUGA
Molecule: messenger RNA, 2634 nt
Organism: Oldenlandia corymbosa var. corymbosa
Lineage: Eukaryota; Viridiplantae; Streptophyta; Magnoliopsida; Gentianales; Rubiaceae
Source: the annotation of a GenBank genome assembly